CCUCCAGCCAUGAGGCUCCUCUGGGGGCUCCUCUGGGUCUUCAGCUUAAUUGCCUUGUCACUGCAGAAACCCAGGUUACUCCUGUUUUCUCCUUCUGUGGUUCACCUGGGAGUUCCCCUGUCAGUGGGGGUUCAGCUCCAGGAUGUCCCCCAAGGCCAGAUAGUGAGAGGAUCUGUGUAUCUGAGAAAUCCCAAAAAGCUGAAUGUCCCCUGCUCUCCAAAGGAGGACUUCAUUCUCAGCUCAGAAAAUCCCUUCACGAAGCUGAGCCUUCAGACUUCUCUGGAAGAUUCCAAAAGGUGUGGCCUCAGUCACCUCCUAGGAAACCCUGAGGUGCAGCUGGUAGCCCAGUCACCAUGGCUGAAGACCUAUCUGUCCAAAAAUGUAGACCUUCAGGGGGUCAACCUGCUCUUCACCUCUCGUCGGGGACACAUCUUCGUGCAGACCGACCAGCCCGUUUAUAACCCUGGCCAGAGGGUCCGGUACCGGGUCUUUGCACUGGAUCAAAAGAUGCGCCCAUCUAUUGACACCCUCACAGUCACCGUGGAGAACUCUCAGGGCCUCCAGGUGCAGAAGAGAGAAGUGUUCUCUCCCACCUCCAUCUUCCAGGACAUGUUUGUGAUCCCAGACAUCUCAGAGCCAGGCAUGUGGAAGAUCUCAGCCCGAUUCUCCGGUGCUUUGGACUCCAACACUAGCACACAGUUUGAGGUGAAGAAAUACGUUCUUCCCAACUUUGAGGUGAAGAUCAUUCCUGGAAAACCCUACAUCCUGACAGCUCCUGGCUUUCUUGAUGAAAUCCAGCUAGACAUCCAGGCCAAGUACGUGUAUGGCAAGCCAGUACAGGGGGUGUCGUAUGUGCGCUUUGGGCUCCUGGGGGAGGAUGGUGAGAAGAAAUUCCUUCGGGGGCUGGAGAAUCAGACCAAGUUGGUGGAUGGCCGGUGCCACAUUUCUCUCGCAGAGGCCAAGUUCCAGGAGGCUCUGGCAAAGCUAAAUAUCAGUGCCAAUGACCUCCUGGGACUGCGUCUCUACGUUGCAGCGGCCAUCAUUGAGUCUCCGGGGGGAGAGCUGGAGGAGGCAGAGCUUACAUCUUGGCGUUUUGUGUCAUCCCCUUUUCUCUUGGAUCUUAGUAACACCAAGCGCCAGUUUCUGCCUGGAGUCCCCUUUCUUCUGCAGGCUCGAGUUCGUGAUGUGUUGGGCUCCCCGGCUGCUAACGUUCCCGUCAAAGUUUUUGCCAAGUUGUCUUCUCCUGGUUCUGCUUCUAAAAUGCCAGACUUUGACAGGAACACAGAUGAGAGUGGCCAAGUGAGCAUUCUCAUCAACAUCCCUCAGAACACACAGGAGCUGCAGCUCUCGGUAUCUGCAGGCUCUCCCUAUCCAGAUGUAGUCAAGUUCACCGUGACGGCCCAAUCCUCACAAGGCUCGGGGUUUCUGUCUAUUGAACGCCUGCAGUUUCAGCCCCCACAAAUUGGAGACACCUUCAACCUGAACCUUCGAGCUGUGGGCAUCAGUGGGGCUACCUUUUCUCAUUUCUACUACAUGAUCCUAUCCCGGGGUGAGAUCAUGUCCUUGAACCGAGAGCCGAGGAGGACUGUGACCACUGUCUCUGUGUUUGUGGACCAUCACUUGGCCCCCUCAUUCUACUUUGUGGCCUUCUACUACCAUGGGAGCACCCUUGUCGCCAACUCCCUGCGAGUGGACGUCCAGGCUGGGGCUUGUGAGGGCAAGCUGGAGCUGAAUGUUGACAAUGCCAAGGAGUAUCGUCCUGGGGAGACUGUCAAGCUCCACCUACAAACAGACUCCCCAGCCAUGGUGGCACUGGGAGCUGUGGACACGGCCCUGUAUGCUGUGGGGGGCAAGUCCCACAAACCCCUCAAUAUGGGCAAGGUCUUCGAAGCUGUAAACACUUAUGACCUUGGCUGUGGCCCUGGUGGUGGGGACACUGCCCUUCAGGUGUUUGAGGCUGCGGGUCUGGCCUUUUCUGAUGGAGCACUCUUGACCUCAGUCAGAAAAAGUCUGAAGUGCCCCAAGGAGAAAACCCGGAAAAAAAGAAAUGUGACCUUCCAAAAGGCCAUUAGUGAGAAAUUGGGCCAGUAUACGUCCCCAGAAGCCAGACGCUGCUGCCAGGAUGGGCUGACCCGGCUGCCCAUGGCACGCUCCUGUGAGCAGCGGGCAGCCCGCGUGCGGCAGCCAGCCUGCCAGGUGCCCUUCCUGUCCUGCUGCCAGUUUGCUGAGAAGCUGCGCAAGACCCUCCAUACCCAGGACCCCACGAACUUUGCCCGAGCCAUGCAGAUGCUGCAGGAGGAGGAGCUGAUAGAAGAGGAUGACAUCCCUGUGCGUAGCUUCUUCCCAGAGAAUUGGCUCUGGAAACUGGAGAAAGUGGACCGCUCCUUGACAUUGAAGGAGAUCCUGCCUGACUCCAUAACCACGUGGGAGAUCCACGGUGUGAGCCUGUCCCAGAGUAAAGGCAUAUGUGUGGCUACACCAGCCCAACUGCGAGUGUUCCGUGACUUCCACCUGCACCUCCGCCUGCCCACCGCUGUCCGCCGCUUCGAGCAGCUCGAGCUGCGACCUGUGCUCUACAAUUACCAGCCUACAGACCUGACUGUGAGCGUCCAUGUAGCCCCAGUGGAGGGAUUGUGUCUGGCUGGGGGUGGAGGGCUGGCCCAGCAAGUGCUGGUGCCUGCUGGCUCGGCCCGGCCUGUGGCCUUCUCCAUGGUGCCCAUGUCAGCUGCUGCUGUGCCCCUGAAGGUGGUGGCUCGAGGAUCCUUCGAUUUCCCCAUGGGGGAUGCAGUGUCUAAGAUUCUGCAAAUUGAGAAGGAAGGGGCCAUCGUCAGGGAAGAACUUGUCUAUCAACUCAACCCCCUGGACAAUCGAGCCCGCACUUUGGAAAUUCCUGGCAACUCCGAUCCCAACAUUAUCCCUGACGGAGACUUCAGCAGCUUUGUCAGGGUCACAGCCUCAGAUCCCCUGGACACUUUUGGCUCUGAGGGUGCUUUGUCCUCAGGAGGCCUGGCCUCCCUGCUGAGGAUGCCCCAUGGCUGUGGGGAGCAAACCAUGACCUACUUGGCACCUACGCUAGCUGCUUCCCGCUACCUGGACAAGACAGAGCAGUGGAGCACGCUGCCCCCUGAGACCAAGGAUCAUGCCGUGGAUCUGAUCCAGAAAGGCUACAUGCGGAUCCAACAGUUCCGGAAAUCAGAUGGUUCCUUUGCGGCUUGGUUACACCGGGACAGCAGCACCUGGCUCACAGCCUUUGUGCUGAAGAUCCUGACUUUGGCCCAGGAGCAAGUGGGUGGCACGUCUGACAAGCUGCAGGAGACGGCCAGGUGGCUGCUGUUGCAGCAGCAGGCUGAUGGUUCCUUCUAUGACCCCUGUCCCGUGUUGCACAGGGCCAUGCAGGGGGGCUUGGUGGGGGAUGAUGAGACCGUGGCACUCACAGCCUUCGUGGUCAUUGCCCUUCAUCACGGCCUGGACAACUUCCAGGACAACAGUGCCGAGGAGUUGAAGCAGAGGGUGCAAAACUCCAUCUCAAAUGCAAACGCUUUCUUGGGGAAACAAGCAAGUGCUGGGCUCCUGGGAUCCCACGCUGCUGCCAUCACAGCCUAUGCCCUGACGUUGUCCAAGGCCCCCCAGGAUCUGCAGAAUGUAGCCCACAACAACCUCAUGGCCAUGGCUCAGGAGAUAGGCGAUUACCUGUACUGGGGCACAGUCGCUGGGUCUCAGGACAACGUCGUGUCACCCACCCUGGCUCCCCGCAGUCCCACAGACCCCGUGCCUCAGGCCCCGGCGGUGUGGAUUGAAACCACCGCCUAUGGCCUGCUGCACCUGCUGCUUCGGGAGGGCAAGGCCGAGAUGGCUGACCAGGCUGCAGCCUGGCUCAACCACCAGGCCGGCUACCAGGGGGGGUUCCGCAGCACCCAGGACACGAUCAUCGCCCUGGAUGCCCUGUCCGACUACUGGAUUGCCUCCCACACCACGGAGGAGAAGGAGAUCAACGUGACCCUCAGCUCCACUGACCGGAGUGGCUUCAAGUCCCAUGUGGUCCAGCUGAAGAACCACGAAGGCCUGGAGGAGGAGCUGAAGUUUUCUUUGGGCAGCAAGAUUAAUGUGAAUGUGGGAGGAAACAGCAAGGGAACCUUGAAGAUCCUCCGUUCCUACAAUGUCCUGAACAUGAAGAACACGACCUGCCAGGAUCUUCAUAUUGAAGUGACAGUCAUGGGCCAUGUUGAAUACAUGCGGCAAGCGAAUGAGGACUAUGAGGACUAUGAGUAUGAUGAGUUUCCAGCUGGGGACGACCCAGAAGCCCAUCCGCAGCCUGUGACACCCCUGCAGCUGUUUGAGGGACGGAGGAACCGUCGGAGGAGGGAGGUGCCCAAGGUGGUGGAGGAGCAGGAGUCCCGUGUGCAGUACACAGUGUGCAUCUGGCGCAGUGGCAAGUUGGGGCUCUCUGGCAUGGCCAUCGCAGAUGUUACCCUCCUGAGUGGCUUCCACGCCCUUCGAGCUGACCUAGAAAAGCUGACCUCUCUCUCCGACCGUUAUGUGAGUCACUUUGAGACCGAGGGGCCCCACGUCCUGCUCUACUUUGACUCGGUCCCCACCUCGAAGGAGUGUGUGGGCUUUGGAGCCGUGCAGGAGGUGGCCGUGGGCCUGGUGCAGCCGGCCAGUGCAGUCCUGUAUGACUACUACAACCCUGAGCACAGAUGUUCUGUGUUUUAUGGGGCACCAAGUAAGAGCAAACUCCUGUCCAAGUUGUGCUCGGGUGAUGUCUGCCAGUGUGCUGAGGGGAAGUGCCCUCGCCAGCGCCGGGCCCUGGAGCGGGGACAGCAGGAUGAGGAUGGUUACCGGAUGAAGUUUGCCUGCUACUACCCCCGAGUAGAGUACGGCUUCCAGGUGAAGGUUCUCCGGGAAGAUGGCAGAGCUGCAUUCCGCCUCUUUGAGAGCAAGAUCACCCGAGUCCUGCACUUCACUAAUGAUGUCAAGGCCACUGUUGGUCAAACUAGAAACUUCCUGGUCCGAGCCUCUUGCCGUCUUCGCCUGGAGCCCGAGAGAGAAUAUUUGAUCAUGGGCCUGGAUGGGGUCACCUAUGACACGAAGGGAGACCCUCAGUACCUGCUGGACUCAAACAGCUGGAUUGAGGAGAUGCCCUCCGAGCGCCUGUGCCGAAGCACCCGCCAGCGGGCAGCCUGCGUCCAGCUCAACGACUUUCUUGAGGAGUAUGGCACUCAGGGGUGCCAGGUGUGAGGCAGCCCCCCCACCUC
Molecule: messenger RNA, 5255 nt
Organism: Elephantulus edwardii (Cape elephant shrew)
Lineage: Eukaryota; Metazoa; Chordata; Mammalia; Macroscelidea; Macroscelididae
Gene: C4A
Product: complement component 4A (Rodgers blood group)
Exons: 41
Coding region: 10-5238 (1742 amino acids)
Biological process (GO): complement activation; inflammatory response
Cellular component (GO): extracellular region
Molecular function (GO): protein binding; endopeptidase inhibitor activity
Source: RefSeq, a predicted model, not a curated record